UCAAAAUCUUCUUUUCCGACUCCCUAUCAAUCAAGCGAUCUGGGCCACGCGCUUAAAACGCACUCGGCGCUUCCGUGGGAGGCGCGCGGUCAGGAUGGUUUUUGGGCUGAAAUCGGAUGUUUGGACGGCGGUUUCGGGGGAGAUUUUCUGGCUCGACUCGCAGUCAAGGCCCAGCUCUUUUUUUUUAUGAUCUUUUGUAGAAGUGCGAAUGGCGGCGGCACUGGCGGGGAGGGAGAGCCCGGUGUCCCUGAGAUUGAUUGAUAGGCGAUUAUGGGCAGGCUUUUUAUUAUAUUUAAAGAGACAGAGACGAUGUUUUUAAUAAGUGAGCGAAAAGUCAAGGCGGUUUGUGUUUUGUACUGUGACGUAGGUUAUAGAAUUUAAUUGUAACUUAUAUGAAUUGCGCUCGCGCUUCUCUCGGGUGUCUAGCGUUUCGAAUAAAACGUUCUAUAGAUUUGAACACAAGCAGUGGGUUUGAACAGAGACUCCGUGUGCAAACAUGGCGCCUACAGUAACAGAGAGGAUGAGAUACAGUCAUCUGUGGCUGAAGAAAGACAUAAACCAUGACGAAGAUAUAAAACCGCAUUACGAGAAAACAGUGAUUCCGGGAACGCUGGCAAGCAGAUCAAUUAUGUGUUUAAAUGUAGAUAUUCGCAGUUGUUCCGAGACCAUUCAAAGCGAAUCACUGAUUGAAGUGUUGCAGUGCAGAUACAUCACGGCGAUAUUAAGCGAUGUUACUAUUUAUAUCGCGAAUUUGUAUUCGCCUCUGCAGAUGUUUAUACAGUUUAGCGUAUAAGUUCAUUUUGAAGCAAAUUAAUGCAAUGCAUCAAAUCAAACAAGACUUUAUACAUCGUUUUCUCACUUACAUGUAAAGUACAAAGUUUGGAUUCACAGCAGCGCAUGCAGAAGAAAAUGCAAUAAAAAACUGAUUUGCGUUUUUAAACGAUACAGGUGUAAACGAGCAAGUUUAGUGGAGCUGAAGAGCAGCUUUAUAGAAUGCCCAAGCGUUGUCCACAGCAACAGUAACUAUGAUGACAUCCCCAUCGGUGUCCAUGGAGGAUUACCAAGAGGCUGAGCAGAUGCAAGUGGGAGAGCAGACGGCGGGACAAGUGGAGGAGAGUUUGGAGGAAGAGGAGAGCAGCUCAGCACCGUCUGAGCCACAGACGCCUAUGGAGGUCUACAAGACGGCCAUUUACAGACACCCCUUGUUCCCCCUGCUGGCGCUGCUCUUUGAGAAAUGCGAGCAAUCCACUCAGAGCUCGGAGUGCGUGACCUCGGCCAGCUUCGAUGUGGAUAUCGAGAACUUCGUGCGAAACCAGGAGAAAGAAGGCAAGGCUUUCUUCAGUGAGGACCCCGAUUUAGACAAUCUGAUGGUGAAGGCCAUCCAGGUGUUACGGAUUCACCUGCUGGAGCUGGAGAAGGUGAAUGACCUGUGUAAAGAUUUCUGCAGCCGCUACAUCGCCUGCCUCAAGACCAAGAUGAACAGCGAGACGCUGCUCAGCGGAGAGCCAGGAAGCCCGUACUCCCCAACACAGACACAGGUACGCCCGAAAACACUCUGUCUCAUUAUCUCCGCUCAGGAAUUAACCGCUCUGCACAUGUUCUCCUCACAGCCGCUGAGCUCGUUCUCUGGAGCCAUGAGUCCCCAAGGUAUUGUAGUGCCAGCGUCGGCUUUACAGCAAGGCAACGUUACUGUCACAGCCGUAAACCCCACACAGGUGGUAACAGGUGGUACAGUGUAUCAGCCUGUUACAGUUGUUACUCCACAGGGGCAGGUGGUCACACAGACGCUGUCACCUGGAACAAUACGCAUCCAGAACUCACAGCUUCAGCUGCAGUUGAACCAGGAUCUAAACUUUUUCAGUCAGGAGGACAAUUCGUCUAAGGCCAAGAGAGGCAUCCUUCCCAAACACGCCACCAAUGUCAUGCGUUCUUGGCUCUUCCAGCACAUCGGUCACCCUUACCCUACAGAAGAUGAGAAGAAACAGAUCGCCCUGCAGACCAACCUCACCCUGCUGCAGGUUAACAACUGGUUUAUUAACGCACGCCGACGGAUCCUUCAGCCCAUGCUGGACGCCAGCUCCUCAGACACACCCAAGAGCAAAAAGAAGACGCCCCAAACGCGCCCCCUACAACGCUUCUGGCCCAACUCCCUCGCCUCCUCUGUUUCCCAGCAACAGGUCACCAUGGAAGACGGUACUAUGGUAACAGUCGGUGUGGGUGAGGACGGCCUCCAGACGCUCUCAUCAGAUGGAGCUACGCUGGCCAUGCAGCAGGUCAUGAUGGGAGGUCACAGCGAGGAGGAUGAUGAUGACGACGAAGAGGAUGAAGAGGACGAGGACAAUGAUCCUUCCCACUCCGACAUGACCAGGCUGGGCUUGGAGACCAGCGACUCGCUGUAGUAGGACUGAACGACUCAUACAUACACACACACACACACACACACACACACACACACACACACACAGUUAGUAUAGAGAGAGACAUUUGAAGAAAGAGACAUUCACACAAACACCUCGGCUGACGUGUUGAAGGUCACAGAACAUCCUCGAGCUGUCAAACAGCUCGUUUGAAGUACAAAGAAAGGGCUUAAAGCCACACACACACCAAAACAACCCACACACAGGUCAAACUGAAGACACGAGCACAAGUCUCUCUCACGGCGGAACGCACGCAUCAUUUCCGACGCAGUUAGCCGAGUGCACUUUUUGUAUGAUACUGUAAACUUAAAGAAAGUGUUCAAAGCACAUUUUGAAAGAGCUAAAAGGAAGGAAAGU
Messenger RNA from Cyprinus carpio (common carp), 2774 nucleotides. RefSeq names its product pbx/knotted 1 homeobox 1.2 (gene pknox1.2). Gene Ontology annotation, biological process: angiogenesis; regulation of transcription by RNA polymerase II. The record is from RefSeq and is a predicted model, not a curated record. Gene Ontology annotation, molecular function: RNA polymerase II cis-regulatory region sequence-specific DNA binding; DNA-binding transcription factor activity, RNA polymerase II-specific. The transcript has 10 exons. The coding region runs from base 1026 to 2399 and encodes 457 amino acids. NCBI's taxonomy places the organism in Eukaryota, Metazoa, Chordata, Actinopteri, Cypriniformes, Cyprinidae.